GGUACAACGUACUUCCGCCUUGGGGUGAACGAACAAAGAUGGCGGGCGAUAUCAGGAAAACGAAAUUGCUGCCAAAAGUACAUUCUGUUGUCAUUUCAAUCUUGAUUUUCGUUUUCUGUCAGAACAAUCUAUCCUUUGUAUUUGGAGUGGUUGAAAUCACCUCUAAGGAGAAGCUAACGGGAGAAUGUGUAGAUUACAAUGGCAACACCAUGGCUGAUUUGGAUGAAACAACUAUUUCCUUGGGAUCAUGUGACACUAAAAUCUGUCACAAAAAGACUUCUGGAAACUACUUUGUAUCACUCAGCUGCCAUCCAUACCUCCCAGACCUGGACAAUGGAAAUUGUCAGGUAGUGGAAGACACUGGUGCACUCUUUCCAAACUGUUGCCCUACAGUGACCUGUGGUACAGGAACCGCGCCCUCCACGGUUGACCCGACAUCUUGCUAUGAUCUACAUUCAACAAAAACCUGUGAUAUUUGGUCAAACUUGACCAAUCACUGUACUGACUACACUGAGUAUGGCAUACAGAACUACACUUCUGUCUACUGCAGACAUACCUGUGGGAUUUGUUCUGUCGGAUGAACAGGCAGCAACUCAUAACAACGGAUGCCAUUCAGCAUCUUUAACAACUCCACUGUGUUUGAAACAUGACUUUAUUAUUUGUGUUGUUCUUUAGGAUAAAUGUGAUCUUAUUCUUUAACAUAGAUAUUCUUUUCAAGAGCCCUGUAAAAUUAUUUUUUGUUAAUUUAAUUCGGAUUUGGUCAAUUAGUUGAUUACAUAUAUGAAAGGUACACAAAAAUUGAUGACACUUUGAAAAAAUACCCAAGAACUGAUGUCAUAUUUGAAAGGUACACAAGAAUUGGUGACACAUUUGAAAGAUGCACAAGAUUGUAUAGUUUGAUAACUAGCCAGUUAAAUCCCAUGUUUUUUUGUAUUCUUCAGUUUGGAAUGUUAUGUGAAUCUCCAGGAUGACAAGCAUUUGAUACUCUUUCAUAAAAAUGAUAUGACAAACAAAUAUUUUCCUAUAAAUUCUGUUUAAAAAGUUAAUGUGCAAUUCUUUGAAUUUUUCAUUUAUGGGAAAUACAAUUUAAGUAGUUUUGUAGUGGCAUGAGUUAAGUUGUAUAUGUAGAUAUAUUAUUCGCUGGACGAAUAAUUUGUAACAGUAAGUAGAAAAGUAUGUUUUACAUUUACAUAAAUUAUUGUUGUUGAUCAAUAUUUAAGUUCGCUAUACGGACAUGUUGUAUAUUUUACUGUUGUUCAUAUACGUACACUGGAAUGUAUGGAUAAAAUGUGAAAAAUGCAUAUAUAGUUUAUAAUUUGAAUAGGCUUAAUUGAAAGAGAAAAAAAUAAGCACAAUGAAAUUAUAAUUAAAUUUGAAAAAUAUGUACAAAAGAAAAAUGGUUGGAUUUCCAAUUUUCCUUAAUGAAAUACUUGCAACAGAAUUAGUUAUUGUACAUAUAAUUAAAUGUUGCAGAAAUAAAAAUUUCCAUAGUAUCUGAUUUCGAAUAAAAUACAAUUUGUAAUUAUGAAUUCAUAAUUAGCAUACUGACCGAUCCAUCACAUAAAAUGUAAGGCAUGGAAAUGAAAUAUGAACACAGCUAAUAGUAAGUAAUUGUAUAAUAAACAUUACUUUAGAUUAAUGUUUUGUGAAUUUAACAUUGAAAUGUUCACUUCAAUUCCCUUUAAACACUAUUGUAUAGAGACACAUUCUUAACUUUAUUAAUGUUAUACUUUUUUAGCUCACCUGGCACGAAGUGCCAAGUGAGCUUAUGCCGUGGCGCGGCGUCCGUCGUCCAUCUGUCGU
Mizuhopecten yessoensis (Yesso scallop) is the source of this 1803-nucleotide messenger RNA. RefSeq lists its product as uncharacterized. The coding region runs from base 39 to 581 and encodes 180 amino acids. The transcript has 5 exons. The record is from RefSeq and is a predicted model, not a curated record. NCBI's taxonomy places the organism in Eukaryota, Metazoa, Mollusca, Bivalvia, Pectinida, Pectinidae.